AGGAUCAAUACAGAUCAGAGGAAGGUUUGCAGAAGCAGCAUUACGACGCAUUUAUUUUAUAUGCAGAUGAAGAUUUCGAUUUUGCAAAAGAAAUGAUCGAAAAACUUGAAGAGCAAGAUUUGAAGGUUUGCACAAAAGAUAGAGAUCUCAUUGCUGGCGUUUCUCUUGAAAGCGAAGUAAUAAUGAAAUUAAUUUCCGAACGUUGCAAUCGACUAGUAGUCGUAAUUUCACCAAACUUCCUGAAGAGCCCCGUGAAUAAAUUCUUUUUAGAAUUUGCACACGCUGUUGGAAUAGAUCAAAGAAAGAGAAAACUCAUCGCCUGUGUUUAUAAAGAUUGUGACCAACUUCCUGAGUCAUUAAGUUAUACGAUGAACUUGUACUACAAUCGUAGAGCUUAUUUUGAUUUUUGGGGGAAACUUUGCGAUUCCGUAAGAACAUCACCGUUGAAAAAAGAAAGUCGUCAGGGAAACAGAGAAAUAAAGAAGACAAAUGAUAAUUACAUUGCCAAGGAAGAGAGGAUAGAAAAUAAUUUAGCAAUUAAUUCUGAAUUGUCAAAAUCUUUAAGACCACCAAGUAAAUCACACGCAAUUCUACGGAGUUUAACGAGAAAAAAAGAAAAGAAAGCAAAUAAUAAUGAAAGUACAUCAAAGGAAACUAAUAAUGAUGAAAUAGAUUCUGGACUUUGUUUACCAUCUGUUAUCUCAGACUCGAUAAGUAUCAAUUUAGAUACAACAAAUUCACCCUCAGAUGCAGCCAAUCUUCUUUCAUUGAAGCACGACAAAAAGAAGAGAUUCUCACCAUUUAAAAAACUUCUUAGGAUAAAGAAAUAAAAAAAAUUUUUAUUUUUAAAUUUUAAUUUGACUCAAUACAGAACAUUCUCUGCUCAAUGUGUGAUAAUUUACCGAUUUACAAUUUUUUAAUUUUAUUUUUUCAUCUAUUUAUUUAUUUAUUGUAAAAUAUUUUUUUUUCUUUUUGAUUUUAUAAUGUGAAUAUACAGUACAAAUUGUAUAAUUUAAUAAAUGGCAUUUAGAGGAUUAUGGUCUUUAAAUGUUAUUCUUUGAAAAAUAAAAGUAUUUUUUUUUUUUGUAA
Leptopilina heterotoma is the source of this 1089-nucleotide messenger RNA. It is a transcript of the gene Myd88, whose product is annotated as myeloid differentiation primary response protein MyD88. Gene Ontology annotation, molecular function: Toll-like receptor binding; TIR domain binding. Gene Ontology annotation, cellular component: plasma membrane. Gene Ontology annotation, biological process: Toll signaling pathway; positive regulation of canonical NF-kappaB signal transduction; defense response to Gram-positive bacterium. NCBI's taxonomy places the organism in Eukaryota, Metazoa, Arthropoda, Insecta, Hymenoptera, Figitidae. The record is from RefSeq and is a predicted model, not a curated record.